Molecule: messenger RNA, 1660 nt
Organism: Lytechinus variegatus (green sea urchin)
Lineage: Eukaryota; Metazoa; Echinodermata; Echinoidea; Temnopleuroida; Toxopneustidae
Product: sialidase-1-like
Exons: 3
Coding region: 48-1181 (377 amino acids)
Biological process (GO): oligosaccharide catabolic process; ganglioside catabolic process
Cellular component (GO): membrane; lysosome; cytoplasm
Molecular function (GO): exo-alpha-sialidase activity
Source: RefSeq, a predicted model, not a curated record
CCUGCAGAUCAAAGAGAAGCAGACGAACACUGGACUGGUGUGCAGAUAUGGCAGUUCUUUUCUACAAUUCGCCAAUUAUUCUUAUAUUGUGUUACAUAUUGUCAGUUUCUUCGCUCAGUCCCAAAGUCAUCGAAGAAAAAAUAUUAUGGGAAAAGGACGAACAAGGUGAGGUGGCCGAGUUUCGGAUCCCUCUUCUCAUUCAAGUCCCGACAGGAGACCUGCUGGCUUUCAGCGAAGCACGCAAGUACAGUGGAGGCGAUGCUGGGGCGAAGUUUAUCGCGAUGCGCCGCUCGACCGACAGCGGGGACAACUGGGGCCCGACCGCCUUCAUACUCGACGACUACCACACGGUCCCGGAUGGAACGAAUCUCGGAACAAUAACAAUCGAACACGAGACCAAUAAGUUGAUUCUAAUCCACACCUUCUGCAUUCAUUCUACCCCUUCGUGUGUGAACGGGACCGGGGAAAAACCUAAAGGACUUUACAUGGUGACGAGUUUAGACUGGGGAUAUUCUUGGUCUAAACCGGAGUAUCUUGGGGAUAAGGAUGCAUCAUUGAAAGGAAUCCAAUACAAUCCUGGACCCGGGUAUGGGAUCCAAAAGAAGUAUGAACCCAACAAAGGAAGACUUGUUUCAUGUGGUCAAGGGCUCACCAGCUUGUUCUGUCUUACAAGUGAUGAUCUUGGGUUGACUUGGCAGAUGACACCUGGCAUCCUUAACUUGCCACAAAACAGAGAAGAGCUGAAAAUGGGUGACUUUGAACCCGGAGAGGUGCAGGUUGUCGAACUGAAGAAUGGCACUCUGUUGAUCAAUGCACGCAACGAGCGCUCCUUUCAUUGCACUUGCCGUAUCCAGGCUUUGAGCUUCGAUGGCGGCAAGACCUUCCCCUUGCCCUACCUCACAUUCAAAGAGGAACUCCUAGACCCGCGGGUUUGCGGUUCAAUACUCAACUACAACGAUACCCUCAUUUUCAGCAACCCGUUCAAUGCAAAGAGUCGCAUAAACCUAACGCUUCAUUGGAGUACGGACUCGGGGGAGACAUAUCCACAUUUUUUCAGUAUUCAUCCAGGGGGCAGUGGCUAUUCCUGUUUGACAACGAUUGAUGAAAAUCAUAUAGGUUUGAUUUAUGAAAAGAAUGAUAUUAGAUAUAUAUCUUUCUUGAAAAUUCAACUGAAUCCAUAAUUAUUAUCUAGAAUUUUUAUUCAUGAAUGUCCACUGUCUAUCUCAUAAUUCUAAAUGAUCAGUACAGAUGAAAUAAGUCUGGAUUUUUUUGAUAAUCAUUGCCAAAUAAUUUUUUAUAUAUUAAUAUUUGUAAAGCUUUAUGAUAUCACUCAAGGUUCAUGUAUAUCCAGGAAAUAUUGAUAUGAAUAUAAUUUUGAUAUAUUCUAUAUUGUGUGAGAUCAGAAUGAUGAUGGACAGCCAUUUGUAUACAUAUCAUAUAAGGCCAGUUGCAUAAACCCAAUUUAUAUACUUCCUGCCUUUUCAAUUGUGAUUUUCAUGUAAAUCUUGUCAGCGGGUUACCAUAGUACAUGUACGUAUUAUCAAUGACAUUGUCACACUUAAUAUCAUGUUCUAUGCCUCGGGAGCCUUUAUUUAUUUAAAAUGGUCAUAUCUCCUUUAUAUUCACCUAAAUCACCAUUAUAUAGGCGUUUCCAGACAGU